UGCGGAAGUGCACCUUGCGUGAUGACAUCACGAGGCGGCGGCGCUGGUAUAAGAGCGCGACCAAGAGGCGCGCGGCUCUCUUUCUCACUUGUCAGCGCCGGUUCGAAGGCGCAGCCGGGCUAGCUGAGCCAGCAUGCCGGUGGCGAGGAGCUGGGUGUGCCGGAAAACCUACGUAACCCCGCGGAGGCCCUUCGAGAAGUCCCGCCUUGACCAGGAAUUGAAGCUGAUCGGCGAGUAUGGGCUGCGCAACAAGCGAGAGGUCUGGAGGGUCAAGUUCACUCUGGCCAAGAUCCGCAAGGCCGCCCGGGAGCUGCUGACGCUGGACGAGAAGGACCCGCGGCGUCUGUUCGAAGGCAACGCCCUCCUGCGGCGGCUGGUCCGCAUUGGUGUGUUGGAUGAGGGCAAGAUGAAGCUGGAUUACAUCCUGGGCCUAAAAAUUGAGGACUUCCUGGAGAGGCGCCUGCAGACCCAGGUCUUCAAGCUGGGCCUGGCCAAGUCCAUCCACCAUGCCCGUGUGCUCAUCCGCCAGCGCCACAUCAGGGUCCGCAAGCAGGUGGUGAACAUCCCGUCCUUCAUUGUGCGCCUGGACUCGCAGAAGCACAUCGACUUCUCCCUGCGCUCCCCGUACGGCGGCGGCCGCCCGGGCCGCGUGAAGAGGAAGAACGCCAAGAAGGGCCAGGGUGGGGCUGGGGCCGGGGACGACGAGGAGGAGGAUUAAGCCCACCCUCAGUUCCUGGCUGAGGAUUGUUCAGUUUCCCAGUCACAGAAUAAACCAAGACAAACAGUCUGCA
Molecule: messenger RNA, 791 nt
Organism: Chinchilla lanigera (long-tailed chinchilla)
Lineage: Eukaryota; Metazoa; Chordata; Mammalia; Rodentia; Chinchillidae
Gene: Rps9
Product: ribosomal protein S9
Exons: 5
Coding region: 134-718 (194 amino acids)
Biological process (GO): translation; positive regulation of translational fidelity
Cellular component (GO): cytosolic small ribosomal subunit
Molecular function (GO): structural constituent of ribosome; rRNA binding
Source: RefSeq, a predicted model, not a curated record